Molecule: messenger RNA, 1509 nt
Organism: Cinclus cinclus
Lineage: Eukaryota; Metazoa; Chordata; Aves; Passeriformes; Cinclidae
Gene: GTF2F2
Product: general transcription factor IIF subunit 2
Exons: 9
Coding region: 45-839 (264 amino acids)
Biological process (GO): transcription initiation at RNA polymerase II promoter; transcription by RNA polymerase II
Cellular component (GO): transcription factor TFIIF complex
Source: RefSeq, a predicted model, not a curated record
UUCAUCUCGUCCGCCGCCCGGCCCGGCCCGGCCGCUGCCCCGCCAUGAGCGACAAGGGCGAGCUGGACCUCACCGGCGCCAAGCAGAACACGGGCAUGUGGCUGGUGAAGGUCCCCAAAUACUUGUCACAACAGUGGAGUAAAGCUACAGGAAGAGGUGAAGUGGGAAAACUAAGGAUUGUCAAAAAUCAAGGAAGAACGGAAGUGUCCUUUACUUUGAAUGAAGAGCUUGCAAGCAUCAAUGAUAUUGGAGGAAAGCCUGCUUCAGUCAGUGCACCAAGGGAACAUCCAUUUCUUCUGCAAAGUGUGGGAGGACAGACCUUAACAGUGUUCACAGAAACUUCAGUAGAAAACCAAUCAGAAGAAAAAUCAGAAGGUGGCAGUGCUGGUGCUGAUAAACUUGCCUUGGAAGGAAUAGUGGUGCAACGUGCUGAAUGCAGACCUGCAGCUAGUGAAAAUUAUAUGAAGCUGAAAAGAUUACAGAUAGAAGAAUCUUCUAAACCUGUAAGGUUAUCACAGCAGCUGGACAAAGCUGUAACCACGAACUACAAACCAGUGGCUAAUCAUCAGUAUAAUAUUGAAUAUGAGAAGAAGAAGAAAGAAGAUGGAAAACGAGCUCGAGCUGAUAAACAGCAAGUGUUGGACAUGCUUUUUUCAGCCUUUGAGAAACAUCAGUAUUAUAACAUUAAAGACCUGGUGGACAUAACCAAACAGCCAGUGAUAUACUUGAAAGAAAUUUUGAGAGAAAUAGGCAUCUACAAUGUGAAGGGGACCCACAAAAACACAUGGGAGCUGAAGCCAGAAUACAGACAUUACCAAGGAGAAGAAAAGAGUGAUUAACAAAAACAUUUAUGAUGUAAGAGUGAUUGCACUGAGGGAACUGUGGUGUUUACAGACAGGACUGAGCACAGUGCAGUUCUGCAGUGAUAAAGAAAAAUUAAAGCAGCUGAUACUUUGUAAUUUUCUGUAGUUUUUUCCCCAAGGAAUAUUUCUUAUAUGUUUCUAUAUAUGCUUUGUCUUUUGACAGGAAAAGUUUAUAGAAUAAACUUUGUAUUAGAUUUAACUUUAUUAGAAAUCUUUUGAAUUUUCCUCUUACUUUGUCUUGGUAGCUUUGUGGCUUUUUCAAGCCUUGAUAACUCUGAUGGAAUAUGUGUCUUAGAGGAACCCAUAACCUUGUGGGUUUGCAUUCCAGUGUAACCAGGUUAAUACCCUCAGUUCUACUGGGAUCUGUUAAGGCUUUGGAAGCCUGCAAAUGUGCACAACCCUUUGUGCUCCUAUGGAUAUCAGGCUUUAGGAAAAACUGCCACAACCAUGGUGCUCAUCACAGUCCUUAGACUCCCUGGGAACAAACCAAUGCAGUUAAAAACCCAUAAAGUCAGUGGGAAGAUGUCAGUCCCCUCCAUGUGAUUACUGAGAAAAAAAUUGAAAUGUCUGUUAGGUACAGCAAGGAAUAAUUUUAUCUUUUGUUUGAUUUUUAUGCUGAUACCUGUGAUCUGUUUAAGCAUACCAA